UGUUGAUUAGGGUUUUCAGUUUAUCGCACACAAAAAAAUCACAAUGGAAUCGGAGACGCCACAGAAGCAAAACAACGGCGAGGGAACGGCACCGAAGCCUGCGAUGAGAAAGCCGGUCUUUGUAAAGGUAGAACAGUUGAAACCUGGGACGAAUGGUCACAAUCUCACACUCAAGGUCCAGACUUCUAGCACCGUCUUGCAGAAGAAAGACCGUAAUCUUCCUACCCCUAUCCGCGGUUCUUCUGGCCAGACUCGCAUUGCUGAGUGUCUCGUCGGUGACGAAACCGGCACCAUUCUUUUCACCGCUCGUAACGACCAAGUUGAUUUGUUGAAAGUUGGCAGUACAGUAAACUUCCGCAAUGCAAAGAUUGACAUGUUUAAAGGAUCCAUGAGAUUGGUUGUGGACAAAUGGGGACUAGUUGAGGUUGUUAAUGAAUCUGCUAAUUUCGAGGUUAAAUUGGACAACAAUCUGUCUGCCAUCGAAUAUGAACUGGUGAAUGUUGUUGCCCAAGAGUGAUCAAUAUGAUCGAUGGCUCUAACUGGAGUUGGGAACUGCUGCUGGGUGGUAUAAAUUAAGCAUUUUGUCAUGAACGGUUUUUACCUUCUUAAAUUAGAUGUGUUGGGAAUGGUAUAAAAAUCAUGGUAAAGGUCAUAAAUAGUACUUUUACUGACUAUGGAUCUUUAUUAUCUUGUUUUGAAUUUUACUUGAAAUUUCUAGAA
This is a messenger RNA of Impatiens glandulifera, 720 nucleotides long. RefSeq lists its product as uncharacterized. Bases 44 to 517 code for a protein of 157 amino acids. NCBI's taxonomy places the organism in Eukaryota, Viridiplantae, Streptophyta, Magnoliopsida, Ericales, Balsaminaceae. The record is from RefSeq and is a predicted model, not a curated record. The transcript has 2 exons.